Messenger RNA from Closterium sp. NIES-67, 2416 nucleotides. Lineage: Eukaryota; Viridiplantae; Streptophyta; Zygnematophyceae; Desmidiales; Closteriaceae. The record is from the annotation of a GenBank genome assembly.
GCAUCGGCGCCUGCUUUUUUCGCCUCGCUGUUUACCCCUCGUCGUUGUUGCAUGUUUGACUGAAGUUGUGGGAACACGCAGCAGAACAACCUGGAUGGUCGGUUUUAGGUAAUCUUUGGGCACGCAGCCUUUGCCUCAGUCAAUAUCUGUUGACUCCUUGUGUUAUCCGUCUCCAAGUAUGACUGCUUGAUCCAUCCCGCAGCAUCUCACAGCGCGCCGAUGGCGCCACCGGAAUUCCCGCCACCUGGUAGUUUCUUGGCUGCGGCGGCGAAGGCGGAGGAGGAGGAACGAGACGGAAACGGUCAGGCAGCCAAGGCGCUGUACGAGCAGCUGGUGGGCGAUGAGGCCACGCGAUGCCCGCUCGCACACAUCCAGCUCAUGCGCUUUCUGCGCCGCACAGAGGGCAUGGAGGCGGCCAGAAAGGCGUUUCUAGCAGCGAGGAAAGCGCCCGAGUGCACUUUCCAAGUGUAUGUGGCUUCGGCUUACAUGGAGCUGUGCCACAACAAGGAGCCCAAGGUGGCUCGAAACGUGUUCCAACUGGGAAUGAAGAAAUUUGGGACUUACCCAAGCUUUGUGAGAGAGUUCGCGCGCUUCCUGAGUCGCCUCAACGACGGCAAGGCCAUGCGGGAGGUGCUGCAGGGCGCCAUUGCAUCCCCAGCCAUGCCGCCACACUCACUGCAUCAGCUGUGGGGGGAGCUGGUGGAGUGCGAAUCUCUCUUCGGGGACCUCAAGUCUGUGCGGGAGGCCCAGGAGGGUCGGCGAAAAGCCCUCGCUUCGGCAGCAGGCCCGGGCAGCGCUCCCGAGCCUGAGCUCGAGGCUCGGAGGGCGCAGCGGGACCUGAUAGACCGGUUCAGCUACUGCGGUUUGCUGCCGUGUGACGCAUCAGCCCUCCCUCCAGACGUAGAAGCAGGCUCGGCAGGGUUGGACGGGAUUCAGGGUCGGCGGAGGUCAGACCAUAAUCGGGUUUUGGAGGUAGGGCAAGGAGCAGCAGAAGGAGCAGUAACGACAUCAGACGCAGAAAUGCAGGGAGAAAGGGUCGCUGCUCUAGCUGCAGGUGCUGCUGCACCGACUGCAGGUGAAUCAGCCCAAGCAGCAGGAGGAACAGCCCAAGCAGCAGGAGGAACAGCUGGAGCAGCAGCAGCAACACCAGCAGCAGCAGCAGUAGCAGCACAGGCAAGCACUGGCACCGGAAGGGGGGUUAAGGCGGAACCUCAGGAUUCCUCUGCCUCACAGGGCUCAGGGGCCCAAGCUCCUGAUCUGUCUUCUCUCUCCGCUGCCCUUGCCGCCGCUGCUGCUGUGCUGAUGCCCCGAGGGGGCACAGCAGGGGGAGCAGCAGCAGCAGCAGCCCCAGCACCAGGAGCAACAGGAGCAGCGGUAAACGGAGAGAAAGGGGGAGGGAGGCAAGGAGGGGAGAUACGAGAGGGGGGGCAAGCACGGGUGAAAGAGGAACCCGGUGGGGGAGAGGUGCCUAAGGCAGCGGCUGCUGGGUCUGCUGCUGCUACUGCUGCUGCUGCUGCUGCUGGGGCUGGUGCUGCUGGUGCUGGUGGGGUGAAGGAUGCUGGGGAGAAGGGGGAGCAGCAGGAGAAGGAGGGGGCAGCAGGGCCAACAGGCGUGAAGACCCACCAGUUUGUUGCGAGUGCUGCUGUGGAGUGGAAGCCAGGGUCCGGCCGCAAGCACGGCAUCGCAGCUUCCUCGAAGCUUCUUGAAGGCCUGCCAAGGUCCUUGGCACACUUCAUCUCCCAGCUCCCUCCUCCCAUCCCCGGCCCCUACCCCGACGUGGACUUCAUCAUGUCGCUGGUCAUUCAAGCAGAGCUCCCCCCAGAGGCGCUAGCAGCCAAAUCAGGUGGCCUGCACCGCGCAGCAGCACCUGGAAUGGCACCUGGGGCACCUGGGGCACCUGGGGCAGGUGGAGGGACAGGUGGCGGUGCGCUAUUGGCCGGCAGCAAGCGGAAGGAGCUGGAAGAGGAGGAGAUGGCGAACGCAGAGGCCAGAGCACGCAAGCCGCCACCGGUGCGAGAUAUUUUCCGACUGAGGCAGCUGCAGAGGGCUCGGGCAGGCUCUUCUGGGACAGGCUCGUUGAGCGGAGGGGCCGGUGGAACUGGGGGAGGAGGUACUGCGAGCGGCAGCGAUAGAUUCUCAGGCGGAUCCAUGUAGCUUGUGCGUUUUGUGAAACACUUUGCGGAAUGCACUCAAUGAAGCAAUGGCUGCAGGAUCCUGUGAGCAAUCCUAUCCCACCUACCAUUCCUGCAAACGUGGUGGACUACAUGCUCUUGAACGGAUGCAAGUGCUUGACCAUAUGGGAAUAGCAUGAUGCUUUUGCAAGGAGCAGCAAAUGCUUUCACAGAACCUUGGAUGAUGUGCGAGAAGAUUACCAUAGCCUACCACCUAAUGUUGCAUUUUUAGUGAGUCAAGGACU